GCCAUUCUGAACAAACGUGUUGUUGUGACGCACAUUUGAUGCGUCGGAGUUCUGUGUCAACAUGGCUGCACACGCUGGAGACAAGCGUGGUCUGGAGCAUUUAGAUGAAUAUGAUCCAAAACCGGCAAAACAGCAAAGAAGUUUGCACGAUCAGAUGGCGGAAAAGCGGUUUGUUGUUGUUUUAGAAGGAGCGACGCUUGAAACCGUAAAGGUUGGAAAGACAUUUGAGUUGCUGAACUGCGAUCAACAUAAGAGUAUGAUCAUGAAAAGUGGAAGAGACCCUGGGAAGAUUCGCCCUGAUAUCACACAUCAGUGCCUGUUGAUGUUACUGGACAGUCCUUUGAACAGAGCUGGACUGCUUCAAGUGUACAUUCACACAGAGAAGAAUGUUUUGAUCGAGAUCAACCCACAGACAAGAAUUCCUCGCACUUUUGCACGAUUUUGUGGACUAAUGGUCCAGCUUCUGCACAAGCUGAGUGUGAGAGCAGCUGAUGGUCCUCAGCGUUUGUUAAGGCUGAUUAAAAAUCCAGUGUCGGACCACCUGCCUCCUGGAUGCCCCCGAUAUUCGACAUCGUUCAAAGCAGGAGAUGCUGUGUGUCCCAGAACAAUUGUCCCUAAAGAUGGACCUGCCGCUGUUGUCAUUGGUGCAUUUGCACAUGGAACAGUGAAUGCUGACUACACAGAGAAGACUGUGUCCAUCAGUAACUAUCCUCUGUCUGCCGCUCUGACCUGUGCCAAGAUGUGUUCAGCGUUUGAGGAGGUCUGGGGAGUGUUAUGACAAAACCAAACUGUUAUGAACUUUCAUGUUUCUGCCGGAUUGAGGAACAGACCUUUGGACUGCGUUCUGUGUAUGUGUGUAUAGUCCAUUCCUUUGAGCAAAAAUUGUGUUAUAUGAUGUCAGAACAGAGGAGAAUAUUUCAUGUAUUAUGACACAAUUUUAACUCACACUGAAGCAAACAGUUAUACCCUUUAAAAUGUGGGGUAUUAAACCUCAAUUCCAUUUUGUAUAGGUUUAUACACUUAAUAAUAAACCCAGAUUUGCAUUUAAAACUAUGUCUGAUACAUGUAACAACACUUUGCCCUUUUUUUCUACCUACAAUAAAGAAGAGCAUGCAACAGUGUGCCACUUUUUCAGCCGCCUUUGUUUCCAGAAGCAAUUUUCCAUUUAAAACGUCCAUGUUAAAGGAGUAUAAGCCAUAAACAAAGCCAACCAGCUAUAAGAUGAAUCAGAACAUUACAUUACUAUUAAGCAAAAAAAUAUUUGAAAAUCAGACAAAAAGAC
Molecule: messenger RNA, 1282 nt
Organism: Sinocyclocheilus anshuiensis
Lineage: Eukaryota; Metazoa; Chordata; Actinopteri; Cypriniformes; Cyprinidae
Gene: emg1
Product: EMG1 N1-specific pseudouridine methyltransferase
Exons: 5
Coding region: 62-778 (238 amino acids)
Biological process (GO): rRNA base methylation
Cellular component (GO): small-subunit processome; nucleus
Molecular function (GO): rRNA binding; rRNA (pseudouridine) methyltransferase activity
Source: RefSeq, a predicted model, not a curated record